Molecule: messenger RNA, 1085 nt
Organism: Leptopilina heterotoma
Lineage: Eukaryota; Metazoa; Arthropoda; Insecta; Hymenoptera; Figitidae
Gene: Taf8
Product: transcription initiation factor TFIID subunit 8
Exons: 5
Coding region: 110-955 (281 amino acids)
Biological process (GO): transcription initiation at RNA polymerase II promoter
Cellular component (GO): transcription factor TFIID complex
Molecular function (GO): protein heterodimerization activity
Source: RefSeq, a predicted model, not a curated record
CUUUUCCUGUAAAAGUGUAAAUUCCUGCAACCAAUUGGUUAUGUGUUUGUAUCAUCUUUGAUGGCACUUUGUUUACAUCACGUUUACAUGUAAAUUGUGACAAUUUAUAAUGAUUGUAAACACGGAAAAAAUGGAAGAAUUAAAUACAAGGAGAAAAAUAUUAAAUCGCGUAAUUUGUACAUUGUUAGUGGAAUCAGGUUACGACACCGCCGAGAAGCAAUGUGUCGAAGUUUUGACAGAAAUGCUUCAGUCUUUUAUCGUCGAAAUGGGACAAUCUUCAAGAAAUUAUUGUGAACUGGCCGGAAGAACGGAAGUCCUUAUAGCGGACCUUAUUUUGGCUUUAGUGAAUGCCGGAAUUCGAACAGAUGACAUCAGCACUUAUGCGAACAGAUCGAACAGAUCUAUUUUGCCGCAAUUGCAGCAGCAAACGCAAACAAAGCAGUUAAAUAUUUUACAAGCUGGAGUGAAACAAAAUCAUCCUGCUCACAUACCUAGUCAUUUGCCAGCUCUUCCUGAUCCACACGCCUACAUUAGAACUCCCACCCACAAGCAACCCGUUACGGAAUACGAAGCUAUAAGAGAAAAAGUUGCUAACCAAAAGCGUGACAUCGAAAGAGCGUUAACGAGAUUCGUCGCGAAAACUGGCGAAACACAUAGUUUAUUUCUUACUGAAGAUAACAGUAUGUUUCCCUUGAUUGCCUGUAAACCACAGCAUCCAAGUUAUCUCACUGCGCUCCUGCCUACAGAUCAAGUAUUUGAUCAAGAGACAGAGGAGCAGUUUGAGCCGAAACCUGUUAAAAGAAAGAAGCCGGAAAAGAAGGAAGUUGAAGAAGAAGUAAAGGCGAAAGUCGAUCCCGUUGAUCAAAACGAAGAAACAACGACUCAACAGGAUACGAUUGACAAUCCGUACUUGAGGCCAGUACAAAUUCCCAAGAAUAUAGUGACCGAGUCCUAAAUAUGGGAAAUUAAUUAAGGAAAUAAAGUAAACCGUUUGGUUUGUUAUGUAAAUUAAUAAAAGCUUUUUUAUUAUACCAUGUAUAUAGCAAGUUUAGUAAACAAUAAAUAUAAAAUUUCUAUUAUCAACA